AUGGGGCAUGGGUAUCAUAGGAAACUAAACUUUUCCGACCGUCUCCCGAAGUUGUUUAAGGACAAUCUGGCUCUUGGUAGACGGUUAGGGAGUGUUACUAUGUGUGGAGAAAACCGGGAAGGCUUUAUUCUUGCUGCAGCUGGUAUGAGUGCUGCCUGGAGGGCUCGCCGGAAGAAUGCACAAAUUUUUGUCCUAAGAUUCCGUAGUGGGGAGGCUAAGAUUUCUUUUGAGAUGGCCCUAAGUGGUCACUAUCAGGGUAAAAUUUGCUAUCGGGAGAUCGAUUUUGUAGAGGUUCUUUCUCAUCCUGUGUCUGAAAGACGCAUACGGGAGCUUGCUGGGCUGCUCUUGAUAAAAAGGGGAAAUAUGGGUUCCAGCAGGCAUGCGUCACCUUCUCAACGGACCAUUGUGGCUGUUUCCCUAGUUCGCUUUCCAAUUGUUGUUCAAUCUAGUUUUCCUAGAGAGGUGGUGGUGGUGCCAAGUUCUCCUGGGGCCACACCCUCUCAAUUCGCUGGUUCGUCCUUGGUUAAUCUUGGUCCCUGCUUUGUAGCUGGGGGUGCAUGGAGUUCUCCUGGGGUUUCUAUUCAACGUGAGAAUCCUUCCCUGAUCAAUGAAACAUGGACUUUAUCUCACUCCCCGUCUUUUGAAGCCUACACUCCUGGCUGGGUGAUUACUAGGGAUUCCUUGCUGUCAGAAGACACUACCACCAAGGAUUGGAGUUGGUGCGCUCAUCCUCUAGCCAAGAUAGGUUCGAUUGUGGUUCAAUUAAGUGUUGGCAUGGCUGGUGACCUUUUUACACCGCGGCCUAGACUUCUACCCUUAUCGUUGUUGUCGUCGAUAGGUUUAGCAGGUUGCGUCAAUUUCAUGUUGAGCAGAACAUCAUUGUGGCCUGCGAGAAAGCCGCUUUAG
This is a messenger RNA of Lactuca saligna, 906 nucleotides long. The record is from the annotation of a GenBank genome assembly. NCBI's taxonomy places the organism in Eukaryota, Viridiplantae, Streptophyta, Magnoliopsida, Asterales, Asteraceae.